AUGAAUUCCAACUCAAUUAUCUUUCGCGAGUUCACUUAUGAAUCAUUGCAACGCAUUGAACAUUAUCGUCGACAAACACGGGAACCUCUUUCUCCGAACAAAGAAUUAGCCGAAGGACAAAUACUACCAAAACCCUUACAAAAUCUAUUUCCCGAUGAACUCAUCGGUAAACCAAUCGAAGAUAUCGAUUGUUAUUACCGUGUAGAAUAUGUGUUUGUUGUUAUCAAUCAAAGGAAAACAAUCUAUCGAUUUAGUUCAAGACCCGCUUGUUUUCUACUUUCACCACUGAAUUGCUUUCGACGUUUGGCUAUACGAAUCUUAACACAUUCACUCUUUAGUACACUAAUUAUGCUGACAAUUCUAACGAAUUGUAUUUGUAUGACACUUGAUAAUGUUCCAGAUACGCUCGAGACGAUUUUUACAAUGAUUUAUACAAUAGAAGUGUUAAUCAAAUGUUUAGCAAGAGGAUUUAUUUUCGAGAAAUUUACGUUCCUACGCGAUCCAUGGAAUUGGUUAGAUUUUAUUGUCAUUAUCUUUGCUUAUAUUACGUUUUUCAUUAACAUGGGCAAAUUUACCGUCUUACGAGUCGUUCGUGUAUUGAGAGUAUUGAAAACUGUUGCUGUUGUACCUGGUUUGAAGACGAUUGUCAAUGCUUUAUUUCAAUCGUUUAUUUCUCUACGUGAUGUGACUGUUCUAUCCGUGUUUAUUCUUUCAAUCUUCGCUUUAGUCGGCAUGCAAUUAUAUAUGGGCGUUCUUCGGCAAAAAUGCGUUCCUCAAUAUGAUUCGUUUUUGAACACUAGUCAGUUCAAUAUGUCAUAUAGAUCCUAUUUAAAGAAGAUAGAUGACGAAGCUUAUUGGUACCAAGACAACGAGAAUUAUCUUCUUUGUGGUAACGCGAGUGGAAGUACUAGAUGUCCUAUAGGUUAUGUUUGUUGGAAAGAUCGAGGGAUAAAUCCUAAUUUUGGAUAUACAAGUUUCGAUAAUUACGGUUGGGCACUGCUCGCAUGUUUUCGAUUGAUGACUCAAGAUUAUUGGGAGAAUCUUUAUCAAUUGGUGUUAUCCGCAGCUGGUCGUUAUCACUUUUUAUAUUUCGUUGUUGUGAUCUUCUUCGGUUCAUUUUAUUUGGUGAAUUUAAUCUUAGCUAUCGUUUCCAUGUCUUAUCUUCAUCAACAGACUAAAACAGAAGCAGAAAAUAAAGAAAUUCAAAAUAAAAAAAAGAAACAAUUGAAUAAAGAACAGUCGAUUUCGAUGCUUCGAUGCCAGGAUACAACAGAUAUUCCAUAUAUUGAUAGUUCAAUAAAUACCUUAAAUCAAGAUAACACAACAACGAACAGAUUAACCUCGGGACAGAGUUCAAAUCAAACGAAGUUAACAUUAACUUCAGAUACCGACACCGCUCGUGUCUAUCUUCGAUAUCUACGAGUCUACUGCUGUGAGUGGGCUUGUCAAUGGGAAAUCUUUCACAAAUUUCAAGCUCUAGUCGCUGUUUUCAUCUUGGAUGCAUUUGUUGAAUUAUUCAUAACGAUAUGCAUCGUAUUGAAUACAUUAUUCAUGGCACUAGACCAGCCCGGUCAAAGCGAGAAGAUGACACGAGUUUUGACGAUAGGAAACUACAUUUUUACAAGUAUAUUCACAGUUGAAUCGAUUCUGAAGAUAAUUGCAUUAACACCUGGCAAAUUCUAUAGAAAUGGCUGGAAUGUAUUUGAUUUUCUAAUUGUUACCGUGAGUUUGAUUGAAUUAGGUCUUGCGAAUGUCAAAGGUUUGAGUGUCUUACGCUCAUUUCGGCUACUGCGUGUAUUUAAAUUGGCGAAAUCUUGGCACACGCUGAAUCGUCUUAUUUCAAUAAUCGGCAGAUCGAUCGGAGCGCUGGGAAAUUUAACAUUGAUUCUUGUUAUUACCAUAUUUAUAUUCGCUGUGAUGGGAAUGCAGCUUUUCGGUCAAAAGUACAAAGAUAAAUUCGGAAAGAAUAUUCCUCGAUGGAAUUUCUGCGACUUUUUCCAUGCAUUCAUGAUUGUGUUUCGUGUUCUCUGUGGCGAAUGGAUUGAAUCAAUGUGGGUGUGUUUGGAAUGUGCUGGUUGGCCGUGUAUUCCAUUUUUUCUCCUCGUAUUCGUCAUUGGGAAUCUUGUGAUAUUGAAUUUGUUUUUGGCUCUUCUGCUGGCAUCGUUUAAUUCGAAUGUGUUCGUUGAAAAAGAAGAGGAUGAGAAUGAAAAUAAAAUUGCUGAAGCUAUCAAUCGAAUUCAACGAUUUGUUCGUUUCCUAAUUGAAAUUCUCCGACGAAAUGAGACUAAAUCAAUAAAAUAUAAAGUUAAAGCAUCGAAAGCGAUUAUUGUAGAAACUAUCGAAAUGCAAGCAAUGGACAGCGCUGUUUCUCUACCGGAAAACAUUCUCGACACGCCACCCGACUGUUGUCCGACGCUCAUUUCCAAGUAUUUCGCUUGCUGUGCUGAAUGUAUUCCUCAAUUUCUGCAAACCCAAUGGAAAUCUCUUCGAAGUUCGAUCCAUCGACUAGUUCAACACCGGUUUUUCGAAUGGUUCAUCAUCGCAAGUAUCGUAGCCAGUAGUAUAACUCUAGCGUUAGAAGAUGUUUAUACUCGACAACGUGCAAUAUUUUCGAAAGUUCUAGCAAUGUUUGAUAUCAUAUUUACGAUUAUUUUCACGAUUGAAUUACUUCUUAAAUGGUUCGCGUAUGGAAUUCGCACAUAUUUUAAAAACGGAUGGAAUGGUUUAGACUUUGUCAUUGUUAUUGUUAGUGUUUUCGGAACGCUUCUCGAUGCGUUCAAGGUGGCUGAUAUUCCUGUAUUGAAAUCAAUGCGAACUUUACGAGCCUUACGUCCAUUGAAAGCCCUUUCACGAUUCGAAGGAAUUCGAGUUGUCGUUAGUGCAUUAUUUGGUGCCAUACCGGCGAUAUUCAAUGUCUUACUUGUUUGUUUAGUAUUUUGGUUGAUAUUUUCUAUCAUGGGUGUGCAGCUGUUCGGUGGAAAAUUUUAUAAAUGUGUUUAUACUAACACGCACGACCAGGUGAAAAUAUCGGAGAAUGUCACGAAUAAAAUCGAUUGUUUGAAGAAAAACUUCACAUGGGAAAACUCACGUAUUAACUUCGACAAUGUCCCGAAUGGAUAUUUGGCUUUAUUUCAAGUUGCAACAUUCAAAGGUUGGAUGGAAAUCAUGGCUGAUGCAUCGGAUGCCAAAGAGAUCGGAAUACAACCGAGUUACGAAACGAAUGUGUAUAUGCUCAUUUAUUUCGUAAUUUUCAUUAUAUUUGGCUCGUUUUUUACUCUGAAUCUGUUUAUCGGUGUAGUUAUCGAUAAUUUUAACCAACAGAAACGAUUAUUAGGAGUCGGCGGCACGUUGCUAAUGUUUAUGACCGAAGAUCAAAAGAAAUAUUACAAUGCGAUGAAAAAAAUCGGUAAAAAGAAGCCAAAAAAAGCUUUACCAAGACCAAAAUUUAUUAUCGCUGGAUUUCUAUUUGAUUUAACUCGUAAUCAAAAAUUCGAUAUAUUCAUUAUGCUGUGCAUCUUACUGAACAUGCUUUGUAUGUGUCUCGAACAUUACAAUCAAAGUUCGACGUAUGAUUUUCUUCUUGGAUUGAUCAAUCACAUUUUCGUCGGAAUAUUUACUAUUGAAUGUCUAAUGAAACUAAUCGCAUUGAAUAUAAAAUAUUUUACCAUCCCGUGGAAUAUCUUCGAUUUUGUCAUCGUCAUCGCAUCGAUUCUUGGACAAGCCUUAGGAGAAAUUAUUGCUAAAUUUGUUGUUAAUCCAACGUUGUUACGUGUCAUUCGUAUCGUACGCAUCGGAAGAAUUCUACGUCUUAUCGAAGGUACAAAAGGUAUCCGAACACUACUUUUUGCACUCGCUGUUUCCUUACCGGCUCUAUUCAAUAUCGGUCUUCUUCUUUUUCUUGUCAUGUUCAUCUAUUCAAUAUUUGGAAUGUCGUUUUUUGCAUACGUAAGAAAGUCUGCUGGCAUUACUGAUUUGUUUAAUUUCGAAACAUUUCCUAAUUCAAUGAUUGUUCUGUUCCAAAUGUGCACAACUGCUGGCUGGUCAGGGGUUUAUCAAGCGUUGACCAAUGAUCAACCACCGGAUUGUGAUCCAACUCUAAAUUUACCAUCGCAUAAGGGCGAUUGUGGUGACACAAUUGUUGCCACAGCAUUUCUUGUUAGUUACGUUAUUAUUACUUCUUUGGUUGUAGUUAAUAUGUACAUUGCAGUGAUAUUGGAGAAUUUCUUUCAAGUUCAAGAAGAAGUGCAGCAGGGUUUAACUGACGACGAUUAUGAUAUGUAUUACGAAAAAUGGCAGCAGAUCGAUCCGGAUGGUACGCAGUUCAUUCAAUACGAUCAAUUAUCAGAUUUCGUUGAUGGCCUCGAACCACCAUUACGUAUUCCUAUACCAAAUAAGUUAUCCAUCGCAGCUAUGAACUUGCCGAUCUGUGAGGGUGAUCGUAUGCAUUAUCUCGAUAUACUUGACGGAUUAACCAAGUAUUUUCUUGGAACAUUCGAUAUACCGGUCGAAAGUCUGGUUACUGCUACAUCGAUGAAGACAAUCAAGGAUCGUCCGAAAGAUUGUCAUCCGAUAGCAACAACUGUACAACGGCAACGUGAACUGCAUUUGAGUCGAAUAGGUGUUAAAGUCUAUACAUGUACGUUUAAUGGUGAGGGUGUGGGUGAGGGUGAAAAUGGCGAACUGACUCUAGAAUUGUACAUUCACAGCCAUCAAGACAUUCCUUUUCUUUGUGAUGUGCAUGAUAAUACACAAUUUCCACCGAUCGAAUCAGAUGGCAUAUGUUUGAGCUCUGGAAGUAGACAUAAAUUAGAUUAUACGAAGAAAUACAAUAAACUUUUAUCUACUCCUCAUACAGAUUGUACAAUUAAAGUUUUUCAUUCAACAGAAAUUCUAUUUGCAUCUUAUCAAGGUGCCGAUUAUGCUUAUUCUCAAACGAUUUGCAUACAUCUUUGUACUCAACCCUAUAUGUAA
Adineta ricciae is the source of this 4971-nucleotide messenger RNA. The record is from the annotation of a GenBank genome assembly. Lineage: Eukaryota; Metazoa; Rotifera; Eurotatoria; Adinetida; Adinetidae.